AGUAUCUAGACAUGAAAUUGCACCAAAUUCUGCUAUACUGACCGGACGUAUUCUUCCCCCCUGUAACCCCACCACGUCGAGCCACGUGGCCUCUUUCGAAGUUCGAACUGAUCCUUCGCUUGACCAAUCACGUGAAGAUCGCCUGAUCGCGGUCCCCUGUAUAGGAACGACCCCGCCAACACCAACAUGAACGUUCCAGAUGAUGACGCAAGUAGCAGCAGCAGUAGCAGUCGCGGGAAAAAGGCUGGUCUGCUGCUCACCGUGCGCCCUCCACCGUUGGAUGAGGCAGGAGAAGAGGACACCGCUCUGCCCCUGCAAGCCAUUGCGGAAGCCUUCCGCAUAGCCGCGCUGCAGAGGAGUGCAGCUUUUGAAAUUGCAGACGACAACAAAAACGAUGGUGACUCGUUUGAUGAUGGUAAUCAACAUGGCCACGUGGGUUUGUACCAUGCGGGUAGCGUUGGCAAUGAUGAGGCAGGAGGGAAAGGAAUAGGCACAGAAAUGCUCUCUGCGGCGGCGGCGGCCGACAUUCAGCGGGUCGAUAAGGAGGACGAGGGUGGGGACCACCAGGGUUCUGCAGAUGAGAAGAAGCUGGGAACGAGAGUAAGAGAACAGCAUCAGGAUGAUCAUCGGGGGCAGAGGUCGGUCAAUCGGGCAAGGGCAAGUGACCAAGAAGGAGAGAAGGGGGAUGGCGAUGGCUCUUCAACCCCAGCUUGCAGCAGCAGAAGCACAAGUUAAUUGGCCUGCGGAAAGAGGGAGACAGGCCAAAGGGGGCAGCAGCAUUCAGAGGGAGUGAGCGCAAAGGGGCGCACGCAACUUCGGAAGUUCACUGAUUCACAAUACUGAAAACAACUUAGCAAAGCAACAUGAAAUCAGAGAGAGAGAGAGAGAGAGAGAGAGAGAGAGAGAGAGAGAGAGAGAGAGAGAGAGAGAGAGAGAGAGAGAGAGAGAGAACAAAGGGGCGCACACAACAUCGGAGUUUACCGAUUCGCAAUACGAAAAUAAGGGAAGCAACAUGUAUAUAUAUAAAGAUAAAAAAUUAAUUGAUAUCUUUUUUGUUCCCUUUGUUUUUUUCGCUUCUGCGCUCUGAUAACUCUGUGACGAUAUGUAUGUAUAUAUACACAGCGAGGGAGAGCGAGCGAGCGAGCGAGCGAGCGAGAGAGAGAGAGAGAGAGAGAGAGAGAGAGAGAGAGAGAUUUACCGUUCAUGGAUGAGUGAGAUCAGAAGUAAAUAAGUUCAGAAGUU
Molecule: messenger RNA, 1242 nt
Organism: Chara braunii
Lineage: Eukaryota; Viridiplantae; Streptophyta; Charophyceae; Charales; Characeae
Source: the annotation of a GenBank genome assembly